AUGAGAUUGAGUGCAAAGUUCACCAUAAAACUAGUUAAGGCCAGCAACAGGUUUAACAUUAAUUCUCAAGCUAAGUAUGUUGGUACAGGGCAUGCUGACUUGAAUAGAUUGAUGAACAUCCAACGUGAUAGCUAUGCAUCAUAUAUUGGCCACUACCCCCUCUUGGCAUAUUUUGCCAUUGCUGAAAAUGAAUCCAUUGGAAGAGAAUGCUACAAUUUUAUGCAGAAAAUCCUGUUGCCUUGUGGACUUCCUCCAGAGAGAGGAGGAUAUACUCUUGCAUGGUAUAUUAGCUACGUUUGAAAGAGGAGGAGAAUUGUAUCUAUAUUGAACGUGAUGAUGAUGUCUUUUUUGUGGGCUCUUGGGUUUAGAGAGGAUGUGGUCUUCUGUAAGGAUUUCUGUUGAGCCUGUUUCAUACUUUUAGCAGUUUCUUGGUGGUGGUUGUGAGGAUGAAGGACUCUCUGCUCUGCUCAUCGUCUUGAAAAUUUUGUCAAGAAGCACUCGCGGGAUGUAGGCAUUAUGCAUUGCUCCACUCUAAUCGGCCUUUUUAGAAGUCUUUCACCUAAAAUUUAUCAGAUUAUAUUGCAACCAAACCUCUGAGAGUUCGCCCAGGUCACCCCUACCAGAGAACCUCUAAUACGUUUUUUAUUUUAUUUAUUUUUUUUUUCAUUUGCCAAUUGCCUGCUGAGCUAAUUAAUCUGGCAGUGGAUUCAACUAAAAUCCCUCCAGAAAUCAGCACCUGGUAUUCAACUAGCACUUAAUGCUGGCAAGUUGCUGAUGGUUAAAAAGUCUCAUAGCGCAAUCAUUUUAAUUUAUCACUUUAUGCAGCCAAGUUUCAACUGUUGUUAGAACAGGCCAUUUUAUUAUUAUUAUUUUUAAUUUUUUUAGGUAGACAUUUGAUAACAAUAACAACCAAUUCAAAUCCAACUCUCUGCUUUUAC
Messenger RNA from Elaeis guineensis (African oil palm), 938 nucleotides. The record is from RefSeq and is a predicted model, not a curated record. Lineage: Eukaryota; Viridiplantae; Streptophyta; Magnoliopsida; Arecales; Arecaceae.